AUGCACGAGAAACCAGCCAAUAUGCCUCCCAAGACGUACCUAACCACUGGCUUGAGGCAUCUACCCAAGCCCCGCGCUCUGGAACCCGGUGAAGCCUUUAUCGUUCGGUACAAAAAUUCCCUGCGGCAGUACAAGGCCGAUGUCUGGAUUGGAAUCGUGCUCCCAGACAGAUUUGGGCCUAGCCGACACAUUAAUCGCCGCCCUGUUGGCGCACAGCCAGCUGAUGGUGCUUGGGUGACGCACCUGAAAGAUCGCGUUUACUCCAUGUAUCUUCCGGGCCGAAAUAUGUACAAAUGGGUCGGACUCCAGGAUCUCUACGUAUUGAACGAAAAGACCCCCAAUGUUCUACAGCGCGCCCAGAGACAGCCAGAUGCCAAGAUAUGGGACGAUAUUCUUGAGAUCGUUCGAGGUGAGCCUGGUCUGGAGUUCUGGAAGAACAUGGCCCUUCAGGAACUAGGUGCCAAGGGUAAACGAGGGAAGGAACUCCGUAUCGUUCUACCAAGUGGUCAUGAGGACCUUGUUUCCUGUGGAGAAAGCCAUGAUGACUCCGAGUCAGAGGAAGAAGAAGAUGAGAAACCUGAUGAGCUUCAAGAAGCCGCAUCGAAUCACGUGGAGCCUGUUACUGAUGCCGGACCUGGCUCAUAUAAUGAGCCAGCAGCUAUCAGAUCGUUUUCUGAUGCACGUGCUUCACAGCGCGUUCCAUUGAGACAGUCAUUGGGUUCGUUCCAAGAUGUCAAACCAGCUGCAUCUGCAUCUGAAAUUCCUUUUGCAGACAGGGAGACCUCUAUCGUAACAACGACUCAGCAAUUCCAGCCCCGUGCCCCUCUGAUGCCUCCCACCUCUUCUCUCCCAACGCCAUCCGCACUUGUUACACCAUCACCUACCACCAUGACGCCAAACCCGGUGCCUAAGGUUGAAAAUGAGACAAGUACUGGUGUCCCAGACGUGGCACCCCAGCAACCCGUUGCAGACUUCUCAAUCUUCGACUUGACUCUCGGCCAAGCCCUGAAGCACGUCUUCCUAGAUCAACACGAAGCCGCCAAAAUCAAAGAUGUAUUCCUAGGCGCCGCAACUCUGGAAAGACAACCCGAAUAUCUCCAAAUCCGCGAAUACCUAUCGGACGGAGAAUUCAACCCUCGCCUAAUAACCCUCAAAAACUCAGGCUUCUCCCAUCCAACUCCAUUCCCAGCCCUCGAUGCAAGAAUAAACACCACCAUCUUCCGCCUAGUCGGCGACCAAAUGGGAAUAGGUCAAAACUUCAAACUGAACGGCGUGAGCAACAGUCUCGAUCUUGAAAAUGCCAUACUCGUCCUCGGAAGAGUAUACCUCCAAGCCCGUCGUUUUGGCCUCAUGGAUUUGGUUUAUCGAAUUGCAUUCAAGCUGCAAGUCGCCUGGAACUGUUAUCCAGAAUUAUACCAGUCCAAGCCACUGCUCGAAGUUGCUGCUCUUGCUUUCGCUGGUCGUACUGAGUUCGAUGAGGCGGACUGCGAUUACCUCCAGGCGUGGCUGAUUCAUUUCAUUUCCGAGGCUUCUGAUUUGCUCACUUACAAUGCGAACGAGCAGUUCUGGUCGUUGUUGCGGACUUAUCCGAAGCUGCAAGAGAAGGUUCUUAAUCUGCGCACGCUGGCUCAUGUCCAUAACCCUGAGUUGUAUGGAAAUACCCGUGCGCUCCUCGAGAGUCGCGGUCUGGGAAACCUGUGA
Molecule: messenger RNA, 1701 nt
Organism: Penicillium griseofulvum
Lineage: Eukaryota; Fungi; Ascomycota; Eurotiomycetes; Eurotiales; Aspergillaceae
Exons: 3
Coding region: 1-1701 (566 amino acids)
Source: RefSeq, a predicted model, not a curated record